AUGAGCUCGCAACAUUUUAUACCACCUGUGAAUUUUGGUAUGAUUGAAGAAGAUUUAUAUCGCUCAGGACAACCAAACGAGCUCAACUUUCCCUUCUUGGAAAAGCUAGGGCUGAAAACCAUUGCCUGGUUAGCGCCCGAAGAGCCCAACCAACGAUUCUUGGACUUUAUUGAUGAUCAAGAAAUACAACUGCAUCAUUUAGGCGUCGUCUCAUCAGUGAAUGCCUGGGAUCCUAUUACAGAAGAAGCUGUUUUGCAAGCAUUGGAGUUGAUCUUAAACCCUUCCAACUAUCCAAUGAUGAUCAUGUGCAAUUUAGGGCGACACAGAACAGGCACCAUUGUGGGAUGUAUGCGGAAAUUACAGCGCUGGAAUCUCACCUCCAUAUUCGAAGAGUACAGAAGAUACGCUGGACCUAAAGUUAGAUUACUGAAUGAACAAUUUAUCGAAUUAUUUGAUACAGAUCUUGUAGCAAUUCCUGCUAAUAAACCAAAAUGGGGCAUUUAA
This is a messenger RNA of Mucor velutinosus, 504 nucleotides long. RefSeq lists its product as uncharacterized. Lineage: Eukaryota; Fungi; Mucoromycota; Mucoromycetes; Mucorales; Mucoraceae. Gene Ontology annotation, biological process: protein dephosphorylation. The transcript has 4 exons. Gene Ontology annotation, molecular function: phosphatase activity. The coding region runs from base 1 to 504 and encodes 167 amino acids. The record is from RefSeq and is a predicted model, not a curated record.